UUUUUCUCUUUCUCUCUCUCAAUCUCGUGUGCAUGUCUUCAAUUCGUACCGUUGUAGGUCGAAGUGUCUGGCUCGUGACGAUGAACUGAGAAAAAUAGAAUUUCAUAUUAUUUGACAUUCCAAGUGUUGAUCGAUGAUAUGUGUGUUUUCUUUUUCUAUGAAUUGUACACUGUGACAAAGAAUACUUAUUUGCGUAUAACUCUAUUUCACCAGUGAAGACGAGUAAGUGACGCAAAAUUAACACACGAAAAAAAAGAAGCGAGAGAGGAGAAUUAAAGAAAAAAAUAAAAACACACAAACCAAAUACGUCAACAAGAAACGACUUUGCAUUGAUAGUAGCAAAUCAAACAAAACAAACAUAAAUAUAUAAUAUAUAUGUAUUUAUUUAUUUGCUGGAAUAUUGUACGUACGGUUAUGUGAGUUCUCGCAUAUUUUUCUAUUGUUGAAACGCAUUUAAAAACGAAACGGCUCAUCAGUUUUUUUUUGCUUCUUCAAAACGAAUUUCACAAAUUUUAAGUGAAUUUACAGUGUAUGUGUGUUUGAAUUGAAUUUUAGCAUUUUCGUGGAUGCUAUCCAAGAACAGGCAGUCAAAAAAAGAAUUUUGUUUCACAGUUGAUUCAAUUGGUGGAAAGCACCAUUUAUUCAUCACGCGCAUUUUUAUCUCUCGACACACCAAAUCGCCAAUAAAAAAAACCAAAACGAGCGAAAAAGCGAAAAUCCAUGCUUGUAAAUGCAGUGAUAUUUGUGAAUUGCCGUAAAUGAGACUCGUUUGAACAUUUUUUCGGUUUUUUUCUUUAUAUGGAUAUAUGUUUUGAUUGGGGUCUGUCAACUUUAUAUGUUUAACUGUGUUAUCGAAAUUCCGUAUUGUGUGACAGUUGAACAGUAAAAACGAAGUUCAAACGAAAACAACCUCGACAAAAAAAAUUGUUAUUUGGUUCAACGUGAAUUUAUUUUUUUGCGUAUCAUACAAUUCGUGAACGACUUGUAUUUGUGAAAGAAGUUGAGCAAAAAAAAAAAAUAAAAGAAAGUAACCGCAUUCGGAAUUGGGUCAUCACUAAUUUCAUCCAAAAUGAAAACUAUUUCCAAUUGAAAGUGUAUUGAACAACUUGAUUUACUCGGAAGAAGAAGAAAAAAAGAAUCUGUUCCGAUCACAAUCUCAAAGAAGGAAAAGAGAAAAAAAUAUGAAAUGUGUAAAGUGAGAUCGGCGGCAUCAAACAAUUCAAGCUAGCAACGACGGUCGCCGUCAUCAUCGUCAUAGCUGUUAUAUUUUGUACUUCUCAAUUUUAUAGUGAUUACACACGGAAAAUUCGUGCUCUACAGUUGCUGCUGUUAUUGUUGUUUGUGUAUUGAAUGUGUUUUUUUUUCUGGUGCUACUAUUGCUGCUGCUGCUGCUUCUUCUGCUAUUUAAGUUAGGCUGUUUAUAUUUUUUCCGUGUAUUUCUUGUAUGUGUUCUCAAAGUGCGUUGCUCUCUGCGUGUCCAUCACCAUCGUCAUCAUCGUCGAGCGCCUUUGCCACUGAAUGAAGGUUUUAUCGUGCAAGAAAAACAACACAAUUGUCGAGACUUAGACAUCGAUUAUUCAUCAGGCAGCAGCACAAACAAUUUAAUACUGAAACGAACAGGAAAACAAGGACAAUGUUCACAAGAGUAAAAAUAUGCGUUACAAUUCUCGAGGCAUUUUAAAUAACAAUACAAAUAUAAAACGAAUUAUUAUAAGAAAGAAUAACAGCCACAAACAUCAACGUGUCAAUAAUUGUAAAUUUUGUUUGUUAACGUGAUCUGCGUGUCUGAAAAACUAAUAUAUAUUUAUAUAGUUUUUUUCGUCGUCAAUUCUUCGUGUUUGAUAUCAAUAUCACAGAGUCAAAGACGUCCAAUUUACUAUUGAAACUCCAUAUAAACCCAAGUGCUUAAAAAUAAACAAACCCAAAAGAAAACCAAGACAAGAGGACAGAAAGAAAGAGAGUACGAAAACAAAGUGCAUUUUUUUAAAAGCAAAAAAAAACAUAAUAGAAGAACAAUAAUAAAAUCGCAUCCGUUUUUCUUGAAUACAUUCACUGUCACAAUUGCAUCGAACAAUUGUGUACACGGGACCAGUUUCCAUGUUAGCAUGCUAAUGGAUAAAACAAAACAGAAACUGUCAGCACCAUUUGUUGCUGGACCAGAUGCGAAUGCAUCGCGUCAACGACAUGCUCCUUUGUAUGGACGACUAGUUGCCGAAGAACACCUGCCAGCUGCUCAUCGGGAUGCAGUUCACCAACUUUUGCAGCGAACAAAUAGUCCAACAUCGUCGACAGAUAUUCGUGCGAUGCAAGCACGUAUCCCCACACAUUUCCGUGAUCCAUCGUUAGCGCCGUUGCGAAAACUCAGUGUCGAUUUAAUAAAGACUUACAAACACAUUAACGAGGUUUAUUACGCGAAGAAAAAGCGACGUGCCCAGCAAACACAGGGCGACGAUUCAUCGCAUAAAAAGGAACGAAAAUUAUAUAAUGAUGGUUACGAUGACGAUAAUCAUGAUUAUAUCAUUAAAAAUGGUGAAAAAUUCUUGGACCGAUACGAAAUCGACUCACUUAUCGGCAAGGGAAGCUUUGGGCAAGUGGUGAAAGCAUAUGAUCACGAGGAACAAUGUCACGUGGCAAUUAAAAUAAUAAAAAAUAAGAAGCCGUUCUUGAAUCAAGCACAAAUCGAAGUAAAACUAUUGGAAAUGAUGAAUCGAGCUGAUGCCGAAAAUAAAUAUUAUAUCGUUAAACUGAAACGACAUUUUAUGUGGCGAAAUCAUUUAUGCCUCGUGUUCGAAUUGCUAUCCUAUAAUUUAUAUGAUCUCCUGCGCAAUACAAACUUUCGAGGUGUUUCAUUGAAUUUAACGAGAAAAUUCGCCCAGCAACUGUGUACGGCGUUACUGUUUCUAAGUACCCCAGAACUAAACAUUAUUCACUGUGAUUUAAAACCGGAAAACAUUUUACUAUGCAAUCCAAAACGUUCAGCUAUCAAGAUUGUCGACUUUGGCAGCUCUUGUCAAUUAGGGCAACGGAUAUACCAAUACAUUCAAUCGCGUUUCUAUCGAUCGCCCGAGGUAUUGCUGGGAAUUCCAUAUGAUUUGGCAAUUGAUAUGUGGUCAUUGGGAUGCAUAUUAGUUGAAAUGCAUACCGGCGAACCGCUUUUUUCCGGCGGCGAUGAAGUCGAUCAAAUGAACAAAAUCGUUGAGGUGCUGGGUAUGCCACCAAAACAUUUGCUCGAUCAAGCGCACAAAACACGAAAAUUCUUCGAUAAAUUGGUGACCGACGGUAGUUAUGUGUUGAAAAAGAGUCAAAAUGGACGGAAAUAUAAACCGCCAGGAACGCGAAAAUUGCACGACAUUUUAGGCGUUGAAUCGGGCGGACCGGGUGGACGUAGAGCCGGUGAAGCAGGCCAUUCAAUAUCAGAUUACUUGAAAUUCAAAGAUUUGAUACUUCGAAUGCUUGAUUUUGAUCCAAAAACACGAGUCACACCGUACUAUGCCUUGCAACAUAAUUUUUUCAAACGCACAACCGAUUCUGAGCAACAGACACACACACAGUUUUUUAAACGAACCACCGACGAAGGAACCAACACCGCGAGUUUAGUGAAUUCAGUUAGUACGAGUCCAUCGGUUAGUUUGCAACAACAACAAGAUCAACAAAGUCAUGGUCUAUCAAUACCAUCACAACAUCAGCAGCAGCAGCAGCAACGUUCGGCCCGUAUUGAUCUAAUUAUGAAGUUGUUUCCCGAGCAAAAUGGCAACUUGAUGAAUUCACUGCAUAAUCAAUCGUCGUUACAGCCAACACUACAGCAAGCGGCUGCAAUUAUACCCACACUUGCCACCAACAAUAGUAGUAAUAAUAGCAUGGAACCAGUGAGCAGUAUCAAUCCGAUUGCAACAUCGUCCGCAUUAAAUAGUUUAGUGGUAAAUAAUUCGUCAAAUUAUCCGCUCGAAAUGGAAUGUGAUCCCGUAUCGAAUGCAUCAUUACCAUCAUCAUCAUCGACAUCGUUGAAUGCAUCGAAUCCAUCAUUACUGAAUUCACGGUACAAUUUUUUACUAUCUGGAUUGAAUCCGUCAGCAUCGAGCGGUGCAUUGCUUAAUGGUGGUGCCAUUGCAACAAAUUCAAUCGGUUCGAUUGGAUCAUUGUCGGCUGGUAAUCAUGGUCAUUUACAUCGAAACAGUAGUAAAUCCGCAUCGAAUGUUCUUCAAAAUUUUGCACCGACCUCGUUACCAAUUGGACUGUACAGUGGUAUGGGCAAUAAUGUUGCGGCCGCUGCUGCCGCUGCCGCCGUCAAUAGUGAUACACACUCUCUAGCUGCCUAUCAGCAUCAUUUGCUGACCAGCGGAGUUGGACCAAAUGGAAAUAUCGCUUACAUACCAUAUUCCAUGAGCAGUGAAACUGUACCAAAAAACAAUAGUACGAUGACAUCAAGUUCGUCUUUGUCCAGCUCAUAGAAUAUUUCAGAUUUUUUUUUUUGUUACGAUGUAUGUGUUUUUUUGCUGCUUUGUUUCCUUUUUUAAAAAAAAGACACUGGCCAUCUCUCCAUUUGACAUCUCAUUUAUGAAAGCGAAUGUAAAUGUGUUAUGUUAGAAUGUGUUGUAGUGGAAACCAAAAUGUCUCGAAAUUCAAACAGUCAAACCAGACAAAUGUUGUUUUUUCUUCUUUGAGUUAAUUGUAUUGUGUUUAUGGGAGGAUUUGAACCGAGUUGAGAUAAAUAAUUGCAUGAAAAUAUUGUAAAAUAUCAAGUGCAUUUGAUAUUUGUGUUCAGUAUAAAGUUUAGGGCAAUGGAAUAAAUGGAUGAAAAUUAUAUGAAUGGGGUAGAAUAAAAACUACUUCUCGAAAAAUGUUUAAACACGAAACCUAAAAAAACUU
Molecule: messenger RNA, 4866 nt
Organism: Contarinia nasturtii (swede midge)
Lineage: Eukaryota; Metazoa; Arthropoda; Insecta; Diptera; Cecidomyiidae
Gene: mnb
Product: serine/threonine-protein kinase minibrain
Exons: 12
Coding region: 2106-4448 (780 amino acids)
Biological process (GO): positive regulation of DNA-templated transcription; peptidyl-threonine phosphorylation; peptidyl-serine phosphorylation
Cellular component (GO): nucleus
Molecular function (GO): protein serine/threonine/tyrosine kinase activity; transcription coactivator activity; ATP binding
Source: RefSeq, a predicted model, not a curated record